AUGCGGGAUUUCCCGAGGAACCAGACGCUGGAGACGGGCUGGAUGCCCGGCAGGAGUUGCUCGAACGGCAGCGAGGAGUCCUGGCUGGGCUGCAGCCUGGUCAGCCGGUCCCUGGUGGUCACCUUCAUGCUGUUACUCGCCUGUGCGGUGGUGGCGGGCAACUCCAUCGCCGUGGCGGUCUUCCUCAGGACCAGGGAGUCCCGCACCCCUCAGGGCUACCUGAAGGUCUCCCUGGCCCUGGCCGAUCUGGCGGUGGGGCUCCUGGUGCUCCCUUUCUCCGCCUACACGGAGAUCGCGUUGCUGGGGAGCGCCAGCCGCCCGCCCGGCCAUUCGGCCGCGGGAGGUGGCGCGCUGUGGCAGCCCUGCAGCCUGGUGGGCGUGGUGUUCGCCGGCUGCACCUUCGUGUCCAUCAGCACCAUCUUCCUGCUGUCGCUGGAGCGGGGUGUGGCCAUCCUGAGACCCCUGCACAAGGAGGUGGUGGUCACCCGGAGGAGGACCUGGCUCCUCAUCCUGCUCUCCUGGUUGGCCGGCUUCCUGCUCGCCGCUGCCCCCCUGCUCUCCGGCGGCCACUUCUCCCUGGAGUACAGCGAAUGCAGCCGCAUGUGCAACUACGCCUGGGCGGCCGGCGCUCCCCCCCAGGCCGGCGGGAGUAUCCUGCUCCUCUUCCCCGCCUUUGACUUCACCAUCCUGGGGGGCACCGUGAUGGUCAACGCGCUGUCCUUCCGCACCAUCCGCCGCUACUCCGAGAGGCGCAAGGUCUUGGCUGAGCUGGGGAACCUACCCGCGUCCCUGCGCCCCUCCUCCUCAGACAUUAAAGCCGCCAAGACCAUCGGCAUCCUGACUUUGAUCUUCACCGCCUCUUUCAGCCCGGUCGCCGCCUUCGUGCUGGGCAGUGUCAUGGGCUACCGCUGGUGCAGCUUCUCCUUCUUCGCCUUUUGGGUGCUGGCGUCCAACAGCUGCUGCAAUGUCCUCAUCUACAGCGUCAGGGACCAGAGGUUCCGCAAGGGCCUGCACCAGUUAUUCCACAAAACCCCGCACUGA
Messenger RNA from Hemiscyllium ocellatum (epaulette shark), 1041 nucleotides. Its product is annotated as adenosine receptor A3. Gene Ontology annotation, cellular component: dendrite; membrane. The transcript has a single exon. Gene Ontology annotation, molecular function: G protein-coupled serotonin receptor activity; neurotransmitter receptor activity. Lineage: Eukaryota; Metazoa; Chordata; Chondrichthyes; Orectolobiformes; Hemiscylliidae. The record is from RefSeq and is a predicted model, not a curated record. The coding region runs from base 1 to 1041 and encodes 346 amino acids. Gene Ontology annotation, biological process: G protein-coupled receptor signaling pathway, coupled to cyclic nucleotide second messenger; chemical synaptic transmission.